Molecule: messenger RNA, 1987 nt
Organism: Cylicocyclus nassatus
Lineage: Eukaryota; Metazoa; Nematoda; Chromadorea; Rhabditida; Strongylidae
Source: the annotation of a GenBank genome assembly
AGAGUAUAUCGCUUAAACUUUCGGAAUAAUCAGGAUGCCGGAAGAGGAUGAUGUAAAAUUAGACCACAAAAAGACCUCGUUGAAGCAUCCAUCACUGAUACGGCCGUCAUCAGCCAUAGUUGUCGACAAGUUCGAAGAUGCUGAACCAUAUAACAAUGGAUUGGACAGCGUAUAUCACACUUUCACCAAUCCCAAUCGGAGAGUGGGAAGAAUUAUCAACAAAACACCGGAAACGGGCCGCAAAUUUCUGAAAUUUCGUUCACAUAGCUUCUCAGAAGGGCGUCCCCGAAAAAGCUCUUCCUUCGUUGGUACAGCGAAAGAUCGGGCAUACGAACGACGUAGUCCAAUGAAAGGAAAAGCUAGAGACAAUGUUUCCUCGCCCACAAUCGUCAAGUCUGAUAAGGAGAAAGCUGUCAAUGACUAUUAUGAAAGGCACCAGCUUUCGACAACUUCCGAGAAAAGCUUUGAAAGCUUGAACGACGGUUCUAACGAACUCUCAGAACCAGCUAGAAAAAAUGGAGAUGUCGGCUCCAUUCACAAAAAGGAAACCAUUAUAGCACCAGCUGACGUUGUGCCUACAAGCAGAAAAUUUCACAACUCCAUUUACUGGAUGUUACACAAUCGGAGUAGAUUCGGAUUUCGUCACAUAUGCAUGUUAUUGCUUGUACUGAGCUACACACUAUUAGGAGCACUUAUAUUUUUCGAGUUAGAGAGCAAAUACGAGCAGCAGACUAUCGUUCGGCGGCAAGUUGCUCUUGAUGCUCAAGUUGAAAUCAUAGCGGAAGAGCUUCUACGAUUUAGUAAUGAAAGCGGAAAUCUUGAAUUACAUAAAGUGCAUGAUUUUGUUAGGGCAGCUUACAUAACUCUCCUCAAAGAAGAGGAUCUCUAUGCUGGUAGCACUUACCAUAAGAAGAACGAUUCGGCUAACUAUAAGUGGACAUUUGCUAGUGCCAUAUUUUUCUCCAUGAAUCUCUACACGACAACAGGAUAUGGUUCUAUUGCGCCAGAUUCUAAUAUGGGACGAUUGUGCGUAAUUAUCUACUCUUUGAUUGCUAUACCUGUAACUUUGGUCGUUCUUCGAGACCUUGGUCAAUGGACGUUGGUGAUCCUGACGAAGUUCUACGCACAUGUUUUAGUACUAUAUAGAAGAUCUAUGGGCUACGAUGAGCCACAUGAUGAUUCUAUGAUUUCUUUACCUAUAAAAUUUUGUCUCAGCCUUUUAGCGGGUUACCUACUUUUUUCUGCCAUUUUCGUCUACAAAUUUGACGAUUGGUACGGUGACGUCCCAAAUACUGGUCUCUCGUUCUUUAUUUCAUUUUAUUUCUCGUUCAUCUCUAUUUCUACGAUUGGACUUGGCGAUAUUAUGCCCAACAACGCUCCCUUCCAUCCCCUCAUCUCAGCACUCUUCUUCUUUGGCAUGCCUAUAAUGAAGGUUGUCAACCGGGCAACAUAUGUCUGCAUUGAAAAUGGUAUCUUUGGUGCAUUCACAUUGCUUGAGACAACCAUUGAUAACGUCUCGACCAAGAUACAACCGAAGGAGUCGUUUGCACAGCGACCACGUGUACGUACAAUCAGUCGAUGCAGUUACUGCUCUCAUAUCAAUAUGGAAGAUGAUCUGGAACAGGACAAGACAACUGCACUUCUCAAUAACCUCACCAUACGCUCAUUGGGACAAUUUGCUCGAGCAAAUGCUGAUGUCUAUGGCGGUGGCUUUGGACGGGUAAAUCUGCGCAAGGGAGAUCUUGUGCAGUCAAAAACCAGUAUCAAUCAGGGACCUGCAUAAUUGUGUUCAGAUACUCAUUCUCUGUAAUGUAUUACCUGUGCCUGUAAAUCUGAUUUUUGUGUUCAAAAAAGUUAUUUUUUGUGGUAGAAUCAUAGUGAAAACAGAGACUCGCUUUUUCGUCUGUGAGUGAAAAUGGCGGAGUCGUCCUUCAUAAUAAACCUUAACUCGUAGCGCUAUGGCGGCUGCCUCAAGGAAGUUGCAAAC